This is a messenger RNA of Echinops telfairi (small Madagascar hedgehog), 1025 nucleotides long. RefSeq names its product biogenesis of lysosomal organelles complex 1 subunit 2 (gene BLOC1S2). Gene Ontology annotation, molecular function: gamma-tubulin binding. The transcript has 4 exons. Gene Ontology annotation, cellular component: gamma-tubulin complex; BORC complex; BLOC-1 complex. Bases 213 to 578 code for a protein of 121 amino acids. Gene Ontology annotation, biological process: endosomal transport; lysosome localization. The record is from RefSeq and is a predicted model, not a curated record. Lineage: Eukaryota; Metazoa; Chordata; Mammalia; Afrosoricida; Tenrecidae.
CCGCUUGAUCGGGUCCGCGCGAGGUGCCGGUGCACGGGGGUCCAGUCGGCAUGAUAGAUGGGGCAAGGGCAAAGGAGGCCUUUAAGAUUCCGGCAGACGGAGAACGCAGCCAGGGUGCUGGAGUGAACGCGGGGUCAAGGUGGUAGGUGAGUGGCCCCUUGGCUUGAGGAGGCCUGGGCACUUACUGCUUCUCUCGUGGCCCAGAUGACGCCAUGGUGGAGACUGCUGAGGAGGCGAAGGAGCCUGCUGAGGCCGACAUCAACGAGCUGUGUCGGGACAUGUUCUCGAAGAUGGCCACUUACCUGACUGGGGAGCUGACGGCCACCAGUGAAGAUUAUAAGCUUCUGGAAAAUAUGAAUAAACUAACCAGCUUGAAGUAUCUUGAAAUGAAAGAUAUUGCUAUAAACAUUAGUAGGAACCUAACGGACUUAAACCAGAAGUAUGCUGGACUGCAGCCUUACCUGGAUCAGAUCAAUUUAAUUGAGGAGCAGGUAGCAGCUCUUGAGCAGGCAGCCUACAAGUUGGAUGCAUAUUCCAAAAAACUGGAAGCCAAGUACAAGAAGCUGGAGAAGCGAUGAAAAACCUAUUCCUGUGGGACAGUCUGUGUUUUUAACCGUUUAAGAAUGUAUACACUUUGAAGCCUGGGGCUGACGGAAAUGUCAAAGCCCCUCAGAAGGAGAUGAUGCUGGAACAUCCCAACACUGGAGUAAACUGGAGGACUGGGUCUACUCCUGAACUUCCCUUGAGGCAGCGUCCUUCAGAAACGCACACUCUUACUCCUCACCUUCUACUUGAAUGCUUUCCCAUCCGUUCAGAACAGACUCGAAGUUCAGAAUAAACCUGGGCUUGCCAGUAUGAUCAAAUGAAAGGACCUGUUUUCUCUGGUAGUGAUUGUUUGUUAUUUUCUUAAAUGGCUGAUCUUUACGUUACGGUGUAAAUGGUUUUUGCUAUUAAUAAUGCUAAUGUAUUGUUAAGAAUCUAAAUUAAAAAAAGGAAAAUAAAGCAAACAUGUCUUUUGCAACUGA